AUGGAGUCUCUACAGCACAAGGAAAGCAUCACAAAGGUCUCUCUAGCUGAGAUUCUGAGGUGUUUUGAAUGCUCUGUAAGUGAGGAGCAAGCCUGGGCUAUCUGCUUUCAGUGUUGCAGUAAAAUGGAGCAGCUGGCUCAGGGGCUGUGCCCACCACUCCAUUCCGUGUUCAUAAAAGGUCCUGGAAGCAUUUUUAUCCAUGCAGAUGGUACAGCUUCCUUCAAGGUGUACCACAAGUCUGAUGUUGGCAGCAUUCAGCAGUCAGAGGACAAGCUACUGGAGCACUUGGGAAUGGUGAUCUAUGAAGCCCUGGACUGGGGAAUCGACAGCCAAAUGGAGCGAGAAUUGAGUCAGCCUUUGGAGAAACUGCUGUGCCUCAUGUUGAAGCUGGAUGAUGAGGCAAUGAAACCAGCAGUCACCCUGCAGGAUGUUAUCAAGGCCUGUGAGGAGCACUUGUCUAGGCCUUCUGAGGCUACCAGCUAUUAUGAAACGACCUGCAGGAGUCUGUUUACUGACUAUAUGGAACUUGAGAAGCUUGAGACCUUCAUCAGGACUUCCAAAGAGAGUCUGAGAAAAACGGAUGUGGAAGAUUUGGUGGGAAACCCCUUUCAGAAGAAGGGAAAACACUUGCCAGAUGUUGACUUGUCCCUCAUCCAUUUCUCCUAGGCAUCCCUGUGGCCCAGUGUCAUCCAUGAGCUGCAGAGUGGUGUGAGGCUGCACAAGGCUACUGAGCGACCACAGCGUCACAUGCCUCCAAAAGAACAUAUUUGCUCUCCCUAUGAAUUACUUUUGGAUGAUAUUCAGCACAAGAGGUAUACUCUUCGGAAGGUGGUCAUCGAGCAAAAACACAGGACCUCCAAUGUUGGUGUAGCUGCUCCCAAGCCUCAUCUAAAACCUGUGCUGGAGAAGAAGCUGAAAGAAUGUGUGCCAUGGGAGUCCAGCUGGCAUGAACAGCUCACAGCAGACGUAAAAUGGCCACAGAAGCUUCGAUCAUCAGCAGCAAGGGAAAAUGAGAACAGACCCAAAGAAGUGUUUAAGACACCAAAUAUUGACUUGAAAUCUCCAAGAGAGAGUUUCUUAACUCUCCCAGAUGUCAGUACAGAGUUUAAAAUUGUCAACACUACAACACAGCAGCUGGGACCAGGAGUUCGGGAAGAAUUUUGUGAAGCUUGUUCUCGAACAAAUGAAACUUUGGGACUAGUAUCCGCGUUGAACUUGAGUUUUGCUGCAAAUGAUGCAUAUCCUCCCAUGAGUGCACCUCCAGUAGAAGAAAAUGAGCCUAACAGUUUCCUGAAUGCUGGCCAAACGCAGCCACCUCCUUACAGAGGAAGGUCCAUAUCUUUAGAGAGAGGCCUUCAAAACAAGGAACAUAUCUGCUUCAGCUGCCAUAAGCAGAUGUUUCUUAAGUGGCCUUACAGCUGUUACCUCUGCAGCAGUGUUGUCUGCUGUGACUGCUGCAUCAAGAUGUCCAUGCCCUCCAGAAUGUGUGUACAUCUCCCACUUUGCUUCCUAAAACUUUUGAAACUCUACAGAGAGGAAGACUCAGCUACUCAGGAGCAGAAGAGCACGGAGUUGCUGCAUAAAAUAGAGCACUGGAAGUGCUUGAG
Molecule: messenger RNA, 1607 nt
Organism: Mesitornis unicolor (brown roatelo)
Lineage: Eukaryota; Metazoa; Chordata; Aves; Mesitornithiformes; Mesitornithidae
Product: protein spire homolog 1-like
Exons: 14
Biological process (GO): Golgi vesicle transport; polar body extrusion after meiotic divisions; actin filament polymerization
Cellular component (GO): cytoplasmic vesicle membrane; cell cortex
Molecular function (GO): actin binding
Source: RefSeq, a predicted model, not a curated record